This is a messenger RNA of Peromyscus maniculatus bairdii (prairie deer mouse), 5821 nucleotides long. RefSeq names its product EMSY transcriptional repressor, BRCA2 interacting (gene Emsy). Gene Ontology annotation, biological process: regulation of DNA-templated transcription. NCBI's taxonomy places the organism in Eukaryota, Metazoa, Chordata, Mammalia, Rodentia, Cricetidae. The record is from RefSeq and is a predicted model, not a curated record. Gene Ontology annotation, cellular component: nucleoplasm.
AAGCUAGAGACCGGAGGGUAAUGUAGAAGCCAAAAGGAACUACACUCCCAGACUUCCUUGCGUACGCGACCGGCAAGCCGCGACAGAAAGAGGACGGAGUUUGAGCUCGGACUACAACUCCCAGUAGGCCCCGCGACGCCCGUCCCUUUCUUUCGGACCGCGGUGGAAAAAGGACGACGGGGCGAAUGGAGGCUUUUGAGUGCUCGUUUCUCAAAAGGCGGGAAAGGCGAACUACACCUCCCGACGAGCCGCGCGCGCUUGCGCCUGCGCUCUGGUAUCUGUCGCCAUCUUGCCCCUUCUGAGGCACCGCAAACAAACCUAAUUCCUGGUGUCCCCUAGUCUUGGCGGAGGAGCCUUUUAGAUGAGCCCCGAAAGGCCGGGCAGGGAGGACAAGCUCUUUGGGGCUACCAAGCAGAAGCAGCAAUGCCUGUUGUGUGGCCAACCCUUCUGGAUCUCAGCAGGGAUGAAUGCAAACGGAUUCUCCGAAAAUUGGAAUUGGAGGCAUAUGCUGGAGUUAUCAGUGCACUUCGUGCACAGGGGGAUCUCACCAAGGAAAAGAAAGAUCUUCUUGGAGAACUCUCAAAAGUCCUUAGCAUCUCAACAGAACGCCACCGUGCUGAAGUUCGGAGAGCAGUAAACGAUGAACGGUUAACAACAAUUGCACAUAAAAUGAAUUUAUCCUUAUAUUUGGGUGAAAGACCAAGUUACAGUAUGUCUGGACCUAAUAGCUCUUCAGAAUGGUCCAUUGAAGGGCGUAGAUUGGUACCACUGAUGCCCCGGCUGGUUCCCCAGACUGCCUUCACCGUAACAGCAAAUGCUGUGGCCAACGCAGCUGUCCAGCACAAUGCAUCCCUUCCCGUGCCUGCAGAGACAGCAAGCAAAGAAGUAGUGGUUUGCUAUUCCUACACAAGUACCACGUCAACCCCAACCUCUACCCCUGUUCCAAGUGGCAGCGUAGCAACGGUUAAGUCUCCAAGACCUGCCAGUCCUGCCUCCAAUGUAGUUGUCUUGCCAAGUGGAAGUACUGUAUAUGUCAAAAGUGUCAGCUGUUCAGAUGAAGAUGAAAAACCCAGAAAACGCAGGCGAACAAACUCUUCGAGUUCUUCUCCUGUGGUCCUGAAAGAAGUUCCAAAGGCCGUUGUUCCGGUCUCGAAGACCAUCACUGUGCCUGUGAGUGGCAGUCCCAAGAUGAGCAACAUCAUGCAGAGCAUUGCCAACUCCUUACCACCCCACAUGUCACCCGUGAAAAUAACUUUCACCAAACCAUCAACACAGACGACAAACACAACACAGAAGGUUAUUAUAGUGACCACAUCACCAAGUUCAACCUUUGUGCCCAACAUUCUCUCCAAAUCCCAUAACUAUGCAGCAGUCACUAAGCUUGUACCAACAUCAGUCAUUGCUUCCACAACUCAGAAGCCACCUGUUGUUAUAACUGCACCACAGUCCUCUCUGGUCAGCAGCAGCAGCAGCAGUGGCAACAGCAGUUCUACGCCAUCACCUAUUUCUAGUACAGUAGCAGUAACAGCCGUGGUGUCUUCCACACCAUCCGUGGUCAUGUCAACAGUAGCACAAGGUGUAUCCACAUCAGCAAUCAAAAUGGCAUCAACAAGACUUCCUUCCCCUAAAAGCUUAGUGAGUGCCCCUACCCAGAUUCUUGCACAGUUUCCUAAACAGCAUCAGCAGUCUCCUAAGCAGCAGUUACAUCAAGUGCAACAACAGACACAGCAGCCAGUGGCCCAGCCUUCCUCAGUGUCUCAGCAGCAGCCCCAGCAGUCACCAUUGCCACCUGGUAUCAAACCUACCAUCCAGAUCAAACAGGAGUCAGGUGUUAAAAUCAUCACACAGCAGGUUCAACCAAGUAAAAUCUUACCCAAACCAGUGACUGCAACUCUACCCACCAGUAGCAAUUCCCCUAUUAUGGUGGUUAGCAGUAAUGGUGCAAUUAUGACAACUAAACUGGUAACUACUCCUACCGGUACUCAGGCAACCUACACCCGGCCAACAGUGAGCCCAUCCUUAGGUCGAGUAGCCACAACCCCUGGAGCUGCAACCUAUGUGAAAACUACCAGUGGUAGCAUCAUUACUGUAGUACCCAAAUCAUUAGCUACCUUGGGAGGCAAGAUAAUUAGCAGUAAUAUUGUUUCUGGAACGACUACCAAAAUCACUACAAUCCCAAUGACUUCCAAGCCCAAUGUGAUUGUUGUACAAAAGACUACAGGAAAAGGAACGACCAUUCAAGGCCUCCCUGGCAAAAACGUUGUCACAACAUUGCUAAAUGCUGGAGGAGAAAAGACUCUUCAGACAGUGCCAACUGGAGCAAAGCCAGCAAUCAUUACUGCUACAAGACCCAUCACCAAAAUGAUUGUAACACAGCCCAAAGGAAUAGGUUCCACAGUCCAGCCGGCAGCUAAAAUCAUCCCAACAAAAAUUGUCUAUGGACAACAAGGGAAAACACAGGUUCUCAUUAAACCCAAACCAGUGACAUUUCAAGCUACAGUUGUUAGUGAACAAACAAGGCAACUGGUAACAGAAACGUUACAGCAAGCAUCUAGGGUAGCAGAGGCCGGUAGUUCAUCUGCUCAGGAAGGAAAAGAAGAACCCCAGGGUUAUACAGAUAGUAGUUCCUCUUCCACGGAGUCCUCCCAGAGUUCCCAAGAUUCCCAGCCUGUAGUUCAUGUAAUUGCUUCCCGGCGUCAGGAUUGGUCAGAACAUGAGAUUGCAAUGGAGACUAGCCCCACCAUAAUAUAUCAGGAUGUAUCCAGUGAAUCACAAUCAGCUACAUCAACAAUCAAAGCUCUGUUAGAACUCCAACAGACAACAGUAAAGGAAAAAUUGGAAUCUAAACCAAGACAACCCACUAUUGACUUGAGUCAAAUGGCAGUACCUAUUCAGAUGACCCAGGAAAAGAGACAUUCUCCUGAGAGUCCAUCCAUUGCUGUGGUAGAGUCAGAACUAGUUGCUGAAUACAUCACUACUGAACGCACUGAUGAGGGGACAGAGGUUGCUUUUCCCCUUCUAGUCAGCCAUCGCUCCCAGCCCCAACAGCCUUCCCAGCCCCAGCGGACCCUGCUCCAACAUGUGGCUCAGUCACAGACUGCAACACAGACUUCAGUGGUGGUAAAGUCCAUCCCAGCGUCUUCCCCCGGAGUAAUCACCCACAUUAUGCAACAGGCAUUAAGCAGUCAUACUGCUUUUACCAAACACAGUGAGGAACUUGGAACUGAGGAAGGUGAGGUUGAAGAGAUGGACACAUUGGAUCCUCAGACAGGUCUGUUUUACCGGUCUGCCCUGACUCAGUCACAGUCAACUAAGCAGCAGAAACUUAGCCAGCCCCAGCUGGAACAGACUCAGCUGCAAGUGAAAACUCUGCAGUGCUUUCAGACCAAACAGAAGCAGACCAUCCACUUGCAGGCAGACCAACUCCAGCACAAACUCACGCAGAUGCCCCAGCUCUCCAUCAGGCAUCAGAAACUGACUCCUCUCCAGCAGGAACAAGCACAGCCCAAGCCAGAUGCACAGCACACACAGCAUCCCGUGGUGGCCAAAGACAGGCAGCUUCCUACCUUAAUGGCACAGCCCCCACAAACUGUGGUACAGGUGCUUGCUGUGAAAACCACGCAGCAGCUUCCUAAACUGCAGCAAGCUCCAAAUCAACCAAAAAUCUACGUGCAACCCCAAACUCCCCAGAGCCAAAUGGCUCUCCCCACUUCAUCAGAGAAACAGCCGGCAAGCCAGGUGGAGCAGCCAAUUAUAACCCAAGGAUCCUCUGUUACAAAGAUAACAUUUGAGGGGCGCCAGCCUCCCACAGUUACAAAGAUAACUGGUGGCAGUUCUGUUCCUAAGCUGACGUCACCAGUUACAAGCAUAUCUCCCAUUCAGGCCUCUGAGAAGACAGCAGUGUCAGACAUUUUGCAGAUGUCUUUGAUGGAAGCUCAGAUUGAUACAAAUGUAGAACAUAUGGUAGUGGAUCCCCCAAAGAAGGCUCUAGCCACCAGUGUGCUCACCGGUGAGGCAGGAGCUUUACCCUCCACCCACGUGGUGGUGGCAGGGAUGGCGAAAUGUAGAGAGUCCUGUUCAAGUCCAUCUGCUGUUGGCCCUCCCCUAACGACCAGAAAGAUCGAAGCAACAGGAGUGCCUGCGGCAGGCCAGUUCAUGCGCAUUCAGAAUGUAGGCCAAAAGAAAGCUGAAGAGAGCCCAGCAGAGAUUAUCAUCCAGGCCAUUCCCCAGUACGCUAUUCCUUGUCACUCCAGCUCCAACGUGGUAGUGGAGCCCAGUGGGCUUCUUGAACUGAACAACUUCACCAGUCAGCAGCUGGAUGACGACGAGACAGCAAUGGAGCAGGAUGUAGACAGUAGCACGGAGGAUGGAACUGAGCCCAGCCCCUCUCAGAGCUCUGCUGAACGGUCCUAGUAUUCAGACACCAGAGUGCACUUUAAAGCCUGCUUGGUUACCAAGUGUCCAGGGAAACCUAUGAUUUGUUGUCUAAAAAAAGCACUUUGCUCAUAUUUAGGCUAUGGACCUAGAAACACGGUGUUUCAAUGAGAUGUUGCUGCAGGAGCAGCAUUUUAACAAGAUAAAACUCACAGAGGAAUGUACUUAAAAAAAUGGAGAGGAAAACAAAGAAAGAAAGCAAGAAAGCAUGCAGAGGAAAAGAUGCACACCCGUGGAGACCUGGCACCUUGCUGGAGCUGGGCAGUGCCAAGUUUGGCAGUGGAAAGAGACUUUCCUAUGAGUGGUUCUCAGCUGCUUUUCACUGCGCAAAUGCCACCAGAGAAUAUUAAAAGGAAAAGAAAGGAGAAUGUGAAGAGUUUGUAUUUUUGAAAUGAUGUAUCUGAACAUUUUUUAAAAUCGUGUUUGUUUUUGCAUAUCCCUGGAAGUGUUGCUUUGGUUAACAUUUUACAUUUGCUCAGUUCAUGGUUAGUUUAUGAAUACCUAGGAAAGUUCUGGCAUUAGAGAGUCCUUGCUGGAGGGUAAACAUUAGAUCACUAACCAGGAAGUGUUUGGGGUAGCUUGUAUAUGCUCUGUGGUUGUAUACUAAUUUAUUGUGGUGUUCCACACUUGCUUAUUUAUUUAAUGUAAAUGUUUCCAAGCAGGCUGAAUCCCUUUUCCUACAUGUCCUAGGAAGCUGGAUGGCCUGGCCUUCCCACCUUCCCUCCCCCCCUUUAAGAAGCUGGAUUAGAGAAGGUUUGGUGGGAAGCAGAAGAAAAGACCUUUCUAGCCCAAAGGAAAUGUUGAGUUGUGUUAAGGAAAAUGAACUCUGUUCACUGAUGCUCUCCUGAUACCGAAGUUGCACACCUAUGUGGGACUGAUAAGACUCUGAGAAUAACUUCUACUACUUUUCUUUAAGCCCCUUUGAAAUGUAUGAAAAAGUUCACUUACAGUUCUAAAUGUAAUGUUUUUAAGUUUUUACUUUUUUAGGGAGCAGUUGUUUACGUGCUGUUUUGGUCUUGUGAUUGCUGUCUAUCACAAGUUGAGUGAAGGGUAAGGGAUGGGAGGGUACGAAUUUUGACAAGCUGUGGCAGAAGAAACUAUACUUUUCAUUUUUAAAAAGUGUAAAUAGAAAAAUUUUUAACGGUUUUAUAUGAAUUUCACUAUAAAUAAGCAUUUUAAGACUGACAAAUGUUGAACUGUAUAUACAUUUAUCAGCAUAACUGCCCAAUUUUUUGGUGCUGAAGUACUGUAAGUAGAAUUUAUCACCCGCCUCCUAAUUUUUGCGUCUACACCUGGGAAGAAGAAGCUGUGAUGCAUCGUUAAUAAACUCACACUAGAGUGACACUGAACGUCUCAGCAGGAGCAUCCCUGAGACAAGCUUGCUCUU